Messenger RNA from Apodemus sylvaticus (European woodmouse), 1826 nucleotides. It is a transcript of the gene Zscan30, whose product is annotated as zinc finger and SCAN domain containing 30. Gene Ontology annotation, molecular function: RNA polymerase II cis-regulatory region sequence-specific DNA binding; DNA-binding transcription factor activity, RNA polymerase II-specific. The record is from RefSeq and is a predicted model, not a curated record. NCBI's taxonomy places the organism in Eukaryota, Metazoa, Chordata, Mammalia, Rodentia, Muridae. Gene Ontology annotation, biological process: regulation of transcription by RNA polymerase II.
GGGCACAGUUGUUCCCACUUCCGGCUCGCGAGCACCGUACCUUUCGGGCUCUCAGGGCUGUGCAGCUCAUCUGCGGCGCGAGGUACAUGCUUUCCCUGUGUAACAUGAAUGUGGUCCACCUCAGGGGUUCUUAGGAUCCACCUCCUCUCUGACUCAGCUAGGUAGCCUUUUGGCUUAUUCUGUCCAGGAUGUUCAGAGACACAACAGCGUUGGCCUGUCAUGCUCCAGAAGGACAAACUAGGCUCAACUUUGUGAAAGUUGAAGAAAAAAAUGGCGUUUGGAAGCAGGACUUCAGUCUUCAGGGAAACCUCCAGAGCCAGGAGGUUUUCCGUCAGCAGUUCAGACAGUUUGGCUACUCCGAUUUCACUGGGCCCCGGGAGGCUCUGAACCAACUGCAGACGCUUUGCCAGCAGUGGCUGAGGCCAGAGGAGAACUCCAGGGAUCAGAUCAUAGAGCUGCUGGUGCUGGAGCAGUUCCUGACCAUCUGGCCUAUGGAGCUGAAGGCCUGGGUGCUUGAACACAGGCCCCGAAAUGGAGAGGAGGCUGUGACCCUGCUGGAGGAGCUGGAAGAGUUUGAUGAACCCAAGCAACAGGACACAGCUCAUGGUCGUCAAGAAACGAAAUGCAAAGGAGUGACACUCAUGGGAACGCAGGCGGCUCUGAGUAGUCCGCGGCAGUCCUUGGAGAACCACUGCAAGAGUGAACCCCAGGAGUCCCAGAUUUCCCACGAGAGAGAAGGCAAGAUGGCGACUGGGAAAGUACUGACAGCAAAGCAAGAAAUUGAGUGUGUUGCAUCAGUGGCCAAGGCAUCUCCAGGAAGACUUCCUAGGGAAACUUCUCCAGUACAGAUAGUUGAAACUAUGGGAUAUAUGGUCAACAAUGAGAAGCAAAGAGGAAGUGAUGAUAUAAACAACAAAACAAGUCAGCUUUCUUCUCAGGAAGGCUAUUUCAGUUUGGCAACCUUUAACAAGAAAACCUUUACAAAACAGAACAUCUUUGAGUGUAAUGAAGGUGAUGGGAUCCUUAGUCAAAAUUUGCAUGGUACUACACAGCCCAGGACUCACACAGGGAAACUGUUCUAUACAUGUGUGGAUUGUGGGAAAGCUUUUUGCAAUAGGUCAAAGCUGAUUAGACACCAGAGAAGUCAUACUGGAGAGAGGCCUUAUGCAUGUAAAGAAUGUGGAAAGGCCUUUGGUUUCAGAGCAGACCUUGUUAGACAUCAGAGAAUUCACAGUGGUGAAAAACCCUUUAAAUGUUGCGACUGUGGAAAAGCUUUUAGGAGCAACACAGGGCUCAUUAGGCAUAGGAGAAUUCAUACUGGAGAGAAACCUUAUGGCUGUGAUGAAUGUGGGAGAGCCUUCAGCCAGUGUUCUACCCUCAUUCAGCAUAAGAAGAUUCACAGUGGAGAAAAACCUUAUAGUUGUGAUGAAUGUGGGAAAGCCUUCAUCCAGAGCUCUGCCCUUAUUCAGCAUAAGAAGAUUCACAGUGGAGACAAAGGCUACGAAUGUACUGAAUGUGGUAAGGCUUUUUGGACAAGUUAUGUUCUUAGGGAACAUCAAAGAAUCCACACUGGUGAAAAGCCUUAUAAAUGUAAUGAAUGUGGAAAAUCCUUUAAUAGAAGCUCAGCACUCACUGUGCACCAGAGAACUCACUCUGGGGAGAAACCUUAUGAAUGUAAUGAAUGUAGGAAAAUAUUUAGGCAUAGGUCAGGCCUUGUGCAGCAUCAGAGAGCACAUACCAGAGUUAAACUCUAAGGGUAAGUGGUUGUACAAAUGUCAAAUGCAAGGAAUUCACUUUGAAAGUGAGACUCCACAGAAGAUAGAGAA